AUGUCGAAACAGCACCUUGUCAUAGAUAACGGGGCAUAUAAUAUCAAGGCUGGUUUUAACACCGGUGAGGAUUCGGAUGUGCGGCCAACCAAAGUUCAGAAUGCAUUGACCAAAACCAAAGAUGGAGCUAUACAUGUUGGAAAUCAGUAUCAAGCACAAACAAACAACUACUCGGGAAUCGUGUUCAGAAGGGCGUAUGACCAGGGCAAUCUCACUUCGUGGGAAACAGAAAAGCCCGUGUGGGAUUACACGUUUGAUGAAUUGUCACCGAAAAAAAUAUUUGAUCCUUCUAUCACCCAUUUGACAUUAAUUGAAAGUCCAUUUCAACUUCCACAAUUAUCUACAAAUACUGAUCAAAUUGUAUUUGAAGAAUAUGGAUUCAACGAAUAUUAUCGUUGUACGCCAGCAUCAUUGGUUCCGUGGGUGGACUUUGGGAAUAAGUCGAACAACGACUUCAUGUUAGUAAUAGACAGUGGGUUCACAGCUACAUGGAUAGUUCCUGUGAUCUACAAGAGUGUUCAUUGGGAAGGUGUACGAAAGCUUCCUGUAGCAGGAAAAGUUCUCAACGGACUUUUGCGGGAAUUGAUAUCGUAUAGACACUACGAUAUAACGGAUGAACCGAUCUUAAUCAAUACAAUCAAGGAGGAAACUUGCUUUAUAGCACAAGAUUUUUACAAGGCAUUGAACUCCAGGCAAAAGUUGCAAUGUGAAUUUGUAUUGCCAGACUUCAAAACAACUACUACUGGUUAUGUACGCAAGCCCAAAGAUACAAUUUCACCUGACGCCCAACUUUUACGGUUGAUGGAUGAACGUUUCUCAGUUCCAGAAGCAUACUAUCACCCGGAAAUCAUCACGUUGGUGCAGAAUACUCCUUUGAAAAACCUCACCGACUUGGUGGUUGAGUCCAUAAUGGCAUGUCCCGAAGUUGCUAGACCGUUAUUGCUGGCUAAUAUCAGUCUCGUGGGAGGAUCUACUAGUCUACCCAACUUCAAGUCUAGACUCUUACUGGAGUUGACAAAGGAGCUUCCUCUGGAUUGGCUUGUCAAAGUUGUGGAAGCUAAGGGUGUAGAAAGAGAUGAAGUCAGUUGGCGUGGAGGCAUCAAUUUGACCAAUGACGACGUCAUAUCAGACAUUACAAUCUCUAAGAAAGAAUAUUUUGAGCACGGUUCGAACUGGUGCCAGAAACAGUUCGGUUUUAAGAAUGUAUAA
Scheffersomyces stipitis CBS 6054 is the source of this 1209-nucleotide messenger RNA. RefSeq lists its product as uncharacterized. Gene Ontology annotation, molecular function: nucleosome binding. NCBI's taxonomy places the organism in Eukaryota, Fungi, Ascomycota, Pichiomycetes, Serinales, Debaryomycetaceae. Gene Ontology annotation, cellular component: Swr1 complex. The transcript has 2 exons. The record is from RefSeq and is a predicted model, not a curated record. The coding region runs from base 1 to 1209 and encodes 402 amino acids.